GCAUUAUAUACUGAACGCAACUGUAAUGACCGUCAUUCUGAGCUCGUCUUUCAAUCGUUCAGCAUCGAAACUACGCCAGUUCAAGUGAAUUCAUUCCAAACACAAGAAAAAAAACACACGUUCAGUCAACACACAAGCUACGCAUCGAAGAACGCCAUUAAUAACAUUCGUUCUCUACGUACGACGUUCAAGCCACGACGAAAUCGACGAAUUCGUUUGCAACGCAGUCGACGCAUCUCAGCGAAACAGUCCCACACACGUCAAUCUUGGUCAGUGUCAGUGUUCAUCGCUUCGAAGCGCGCACGCAAAAACACCCAACUAGCUCUCGUCACACGCACAUCGCACACACACACGGUUCGACGUUACUUCGCAUCGACGAAUUGAAAUCUACGUGAAAAAUGGUUGAAGAUCGCGGUACUCGUGUUUACGUCGGCAAUCUCGGCGAAAAGGUUAAGAAAGAAGACCUGGAAUCUGAAUUCACCAAAUAUGGCAAAUUAAAUUCAGUUUGGGUUGCAUUCAAUCCACCAGGUUUUGCUUUUGUUGAGUUCGAAAGUCGUAACGAAGCUGAAAAGGCUUGUGAGAUUUUGAACGGCGUUGAGGCCUUGGGCUCGGGAAAGCUUCGUGUUGAAAUUAGCAAAGGUCGACCGAAUAAGGGUCGUCGCAGCGACGGAAGAGGCCCGGGCGGCGGAAGAUUUGGUGGAUCGAACGGCGGUGGCCGGUUCGGAGGCCGUCCAGGCGGGGGCGGUGGCUUCAGACGCGAGGGAGGAAGUCGCGAUGGUGGCUUUAGAGGUAGCUCGGGUGGAGGGGGCUACGGUAGACAGGAUUCGGGCGGUUUUCGUAGUCGCGACUUUGGAAGUAGUUAUGGUGGUUCCGGGGGAGGGGGAAGAUUCAAUAGCCGUGAGGGAGGUGGACGGAGCUUCGGAGGUGGUGGUGGUCAGGGCUUCGGUGGAGGAAGAAAUGGUGGUGGACCGGGAGGAGGACGAUUCCGUUCCAGAUCGCCAAGAUCUCGUUUCUAAAUUUUCAUUUAAAAGCAAGUAACGAGGCCAUUGCCCGUUACCGCUCCCCACAAACAAACACACACACACACACAUACAUAAUUUCUAAUUGCAAAAUGAUUUUAUGUUCUUAGUUUUCUUUUUCUACUUCUAAACACUCUUUCUUUUUCGAUAUAGUACAUACAUUCGAGAUUUCGAUAAGUUUUUCUUUAGCAUUUAAGACCAAUCGAUACUGAUUUGAUUUUGCCCAUUUUAUUUUUCUUUGGAUUCGAGUGCUACACGCACGCUCACAAAAUAUUACUACCAAGCAUUUUACCUGAGAUAUAUAAAUACCUAUAUUUCAUUUACACACAUGACCACCACCAUCAUACAAAAAAUAAAAUGCUGAUAAGAAAGAAAGGAAAAAAUAAAAUCAAAAAACAAACAAAAAAAAGUAAAAAAUAUAAGAACAACCUCCCGAAGCGCUGAAAACAAAGCAAACAAAAUUAUAUUGAAAUAUGAUAAAUACUUUUAAAUGCCAUGAACAUAAAUAUAUUAUUGUGGAAUAUGAGAUAAAAAGAUGAAUUAAAACAAAAGUAUCCAAAACUACCGCACUUGAACCACAUACAAACACACACACACACAAAAACUCAAACUCUCUUAUGCAAAUGAUGUAUUAGUAUUGACUGACAAGUUACAAUAAGAGAGAAAUAAAUAAAGAACAAGAACACGAUUUUAAGAAUUCACACGUAUUGAACGCAAAUAAAGAAAGAAACCAAUCAAGCUGAUGAUCGCGCGUAGUGCAAACAAUUAUGUCAUCGUUUAACACUAUCGAUUUAAUUAUGAAUGUACCAAUCAAAAUUAAAUGUACGUAGAUUCUAUAUAACUAUAUAAAAUUACCUUCGAUUAUCAACCAAAUUCAAACCACACACACACACACACACCGCAAUAAGAAAAAGAAAAAAAAAUCGUCAAACAACAACAAGCAAACAAAAAAAACGCAUAUGAUAUCAUCUUUCAUUUAAAACAUAAGGCAAUCUGCAGCAUUCAUUCUGGAAAAAUAAAAAUUAAAAAACUA
Messenger RNA from Sitodiplosis mosellana (orange wheat blossom midge), 2052 nucleotides. It is a transcript of the gene Rsf1, whose product is annotated as RNA-binding protein Rsf1. The transcript has 3 exons. Gene Ontology annotation, cellular component: nucleus; cytoplasm; ribonucleoprotein complex. The record is from RefSeq and is a predicted model, not a curated record. NCBI's taxonomy places the organism in Eukaryota, Metazoa, Arthropoda, Insecta, Diptera, Cecidomyiidae. Gene Ontology annotation, molecular function: mRNA binding. The coding region runs from base 399 to 1016 and encodes 205 amino acids.